Molecule: messenger RNA, 3744 nt
Organism: Poecilia latipinna (sailfin molly)
Lineage: Eukaryota; Metazoa; Chordata; Actinopteri; Cyprinodontiformes; Poeciliidae
Product: sorting nexin-18-like
Exons: 4
Coding region: 415-2058 (547 amino acids)
Biological process (GO): cleavage furrow formation; protein transport; endocytosis
Cellular component (GO): cytoplasmic vesicle; plasma membrane
Molecular function (GO): phosphatidylinositol binding; protein binding
Source: RefSeq, a predicted model, not a curated record
CCAGCCAGCAUCCCAGAGGAACUUUGUCCUGGCUUUUUAUGUGAAGGAAACAAGCCGCUUUCUCAGCCGACGCAGGUUUGUCAACUUUCGACCUCAAACGAUUGUUUUCUGCUGGCAGAAGAUACACGUUUUAUCUUUAAUGAGGUCUGAUAUCUGCGUGGAAACGGAUGAUAUUUGAACCCACCAAAAGCAGCGGAGAGAGGAGGUGGGUGUUGGAUACAAGGCUGUUUGUCUUCCGUUCUUCUUGUUUUAUGCAGCGUUGUUUUGUUUGGAUUAUAGUUAAUAAAGCCGUUAAUAAAGAUUUUUAAAAUCUCAUGAACAUUUUAAGGACGAUCUUUUAACUUUGACCAGAGAGUACUUAAGGAAACUUUACACAAGCUUAGAUCUGGAGAUAGCAUUAGUCAAUGUGAAACAAUGGCAUUGAAAGCCAAAGUAUUGUAUGAUUUUCACGCUGAAAACCCAGGAGAGAUUUCCAUAGCAGAGAAAGAGUUGGUGACUCUGUUCAGUGAGGAGGAGUUGGAGGGCUGGCUGGAGGGGGAAAACAGCAAAGGGGAGGUUGGCCUCUUUCCUGCCUCUUAUGUUGACAUCAUCAGGGACCAAAUCACCUCCAGUGCAAGCAACAAUGGCUAUUCCUCGCCCAAAACCAUAACCCCGUCCCCCAGCCACAGCUCCCAGAGGAGGUUUAAGGUCGGCAGCGGUGGAGGGAGCAGCUUCAACACCAGCCAGGGCAGCGACGAUGACUGGGACGACGACUGGGAUGACGGCUCUCCUGCUCAGUAUGAGCCUCAGGGUUUAGGCACCACCCCUCCCUUGUACCCAGUCACCACCUCGCUGCCGGGUCGGGGGGCCAGCCAGCAGCAGCAGCAACAGCAGGCCAAGAGCUCUGCUACAGUUGGGAGGAACCUCAACAGGUUCUCCACCUUCGUCAAGUCUGGCGGAGAGGCCUUCUUACUCGGGGAGGCGUCUGCUUUUGUCAAAGACGGGGACAGGAUCUGUGUGGUGAUGGGGAAGUAUGGACCAGAGUGGCAGGAGGACCCUUACCCAUUCACAUGCACCAUUGACGACCCCACGAAGCAGACCAAGUUCAAAGGCAUGAAGAGCUACAUGUCUUAUGGCCUCACCCCAACGCACACUAAUGUACAAGUUAACCGCAGGUAUAAACAUUUCGACUGGCUCUACGCUCGGCUCGUCGAGCGCUUCCCUGUGAUCUCGGUACCCCACCUGCCAGAGAAGCAGGCCACGGGCCGCUUUGAGGAGGACUUUAUCUCUAAGAGGAGGAAGGGUCUCAUCUGGUGGAUGAACCACAUGACAAGUCACCCCGUCCUGGCCCACUGUGACGUCUUCCAGCACUUCCUGACCUGCGGGGCCGACGAGAAGGCCUGGAAAAUGGGCAAGAGAAAGGCAGAGAGGGACGACUUGGUCGGCGCAAACUUCUUCCUUACGAUCAGCACGCCAGUCGUCCCCCUGGACCUCCAGGAAGUCGAGAGCAAGAUUGAGGGCUUUAAGAGCUUCACCAAGAAGAUGGACGAGAACAUUGUUGUGGUGAACACGUCCAUCAACGAGUUUGCCCGCAAGCAGAUAACGGGCUUCAAAAAGGAGUACCAGAAGGUCGGGCAGUCCUUCAAGCACCUGGCGCAGGCGUUUGAGCUGGAUCAGCAGGUCUACUCGGCAGGCCUGAACAAAGCCAUCUCCUACACCGGAGAGGCCUACGAGGCCAUAGGGGAGUAUUUUGCAGAGCAGCCGCGGCAGGACCUGGAACCCAUUUCUGAUCUGCUGGACCUCUACAGAGGACAUCUGUCCAAUUUCCCUGACAUCAUCCACGUGCAGAAAGGUGCUCUGACCAAGGUGAAAGAUUGUCCAAAGAAGGAGGGCGAGCUCCACGAUCGCUGCAACAUCAUUUCCUGUGCCACACUAGCAGAAAUCCAGCACUUCCACCGCACGCGUGUGCGGGACUUCCGGAUGCAGAUGCAGCAUCACCUGCGCCAGCAGAUCAGCUUCUUCCAGAAGAUCACCGCCAAGCUAGAGGAUGCCUUGCACAAAUACGACAACGACCAAUAGGACAGAGGUUGAGAGCAAGGAAAGAGGCUGAGAGCGCUAGCCUGAUGGAGAUCGAAUGAAACUUCAGCACAAAAUCAAAGGAUUGAUGAUCAACAUCUUAGCAUUUAAAAGAAAAAGGAAACAAAAAAAAAAAAACCUUGAAGAUGUGAUGGAUUUUCCAUCUGGCAUUCUGGAAGGUGUGCAUCUGCAAAAAUAGCAACUUGUGGGAUAAUCUGGAGAGCUCUGAUGAGUGUACCAGUUCCAGGGAUUUUGUGAACACUCCAUGCAACAUUUAAAGCGGCUCUCGGUGUGCCGGAGCCUGCUGUUUGGAUCAUGCUUUCUGGGUCAUCUCACUGUCUCCUGUUUCUUCCUGAAGGGAUGUGGGUCUAAAUCGACAUAAAACAUGGACAAAAGACUUCCCAAACAGCCUAUGUGGAAAUCUAAGUUAACGUUUGUAAUCAUUAUCCCAUGUGUAGGUUUUACUUGAAUAACCCGCUCAGUAUUGUUGGACUGUGCAGUUUGGAGAAAUUCAAACCAUUUUGUAAAAAUUAAAAUAAAAAAAUAUUAUCUCUUGGACAAUUCAGAUAUUGCAACAGUUUCAAAGUUUUACAAUCUAUUCUGCAUUCCCUUCUUAUUUACUGUGCUGUGAAAAAGUAUUUGCCCCCUUGCAGAGUUCUGCUCUUUUUUUUUCUGCCUUUGUUGCAUUUAAAAGUGUCAAAUCGUUGAACUAACUCUGAAAUCAGACUAAAGGCUGGUGUAGUUGAUAGCAUUGUUGCCUUGCAGCAAGAAGGAAAUUCCAGUUUCUGCCUGGAGUUUAAAGUUAUCCCCUUUCACACUCCUCACCCAAAAACAGGUUUAGAUAAUACCUUUGGUGUACUAGAGUCAAAAUUAGGAUUAUUGUGCAGCCAGUGAUGCUUACUUCCAUGCCACAGGAGGUUAUCUAACCCGAAGCCAGGUUCUGAUCUGAUUAAUAAUGAGCCAGUACUGGUAACUGAGAUAGUGACUAGUCCCUUGCGCUAGUGAUUAGCAUGCUGAGGCUGGUCACCCGCUGAAUCGCCGAUUUCCUUUUGCUGUUUUGCUGUCUAUUAGCAUGGAUAGGCUGCUGUUAGCUUUGGAUAGGCUAGCCUUUAGCUGGAGUGUUUUUUGCGACUCAUUCAGGAAGUCGCAAAAAACCAAGAACAACAUCUAAAACUCUGCAGGCCCAACAUGCUUAAGGAUUUGACAAUUCCAAAAAGAGUUUGCAAAAUGGCGUCAGAGUCCCAAAAGUAAAAACCGUUGUUGGCCAAUAAGUACACAAAGGCUCAUAACAACAUUUGCAAAAAAAAAAAAGCUAAUUGUAAUCCUCCAGACCUUUUGGAAAGUGUUCUGUGGACAGCCUGUGUAAAAAUGGUACAUUUUGGAAGUUGUGUGUCUUUUUGCAGCUAACAUAAAACUAACAGCAUUUCAAAAAGAGAAAAUCACACUAACAUGCAUCCGUAAAUUCUUCUUUCUGGCAGAAAGAAGAAUGUUCAGUUUGUGACCUAAAGAUUAAGUUCACUUGGGUCAGAUGAUAAACUGAGGCACAAAUGUUCACCUCCCUGUAGCUAAAAAAUAUUGAACUUAAUUAAAGGCUAAAUGUCUUUCUUCACCAGGCUGCAAUAGACCUAAGACCAGGUGGGUUUGUUUUUCUUUUUUACUCUAAUAAAGUAAAUCACCAUUUUAAAAAAA